Messenger RNA from Marmota monax (woodchuck), 4841 nucleotides. RefSeq names its product IQ motif and Sec7 domain ArfGEF 2 (gene Iqsec2). The record is from RefSeq and is a predicted model, not a curated record. Lineage: Eukaryota; Metazoa; Chordata; Mammalia; Rodentia; Sciuridae. The transcript is spliced from 16 exons. Gene Ontology annotation, molecular function: guanyl-nucleotide exchange factor activity; protein binding. Gene Ontology annotation, biological process: regulation of ARF protein signal transduction; actin cytoskeleton organization. Bases 167 to 4729 code for a protein of 1520 amino acids.
CCCAGCGCUGUCUCCCGGGCCCCCCCGGGCCCCCGGGCCCUCAAGCCCGGUGCGCGCCCUCGCGUCCCGCCGGCCCCCUCCCCCGGCUGGGCCCGGGGGAGGGUGGCGCCGUGAGCGAGCGGGGACUGGGCUCUCCUGCCCCUUCCCCUGCCCCUGGGCCGCCAGGAUGGAGGCGGGGUCGGGGCCCCCCGGCGGCCCGGGAUCCGAGAGCCCCAAUCGGGCGGUGGAGUACCUGCUGGAGCUGAACAACAUCAUAGAAAGCCAGCAGCAGCUGCUGGAGACCCAGCGGCGGCGAAUCGAAGAGCUGGAGGGCCAGCUGGACCAGCUCACUCAGGAGAACCGCGACCUGAGGGAGGAGAGCCAGCUGCACCGCGGGGAGCUGCACCGGGACCCCCACAGCGCGCGGGACAGCCCCGGCCGAGAGAGCCAGUACCAGAACCUGCGCGAGACCCAGUUCCACCACCGCGAGCUGCGGGAGAGUCAGUUCCACCAGGCGGCUCGGGACGUGGGCUACCCGAACCGGGACGGCGCCUACCAGAACCGGGAGGCUGUGUAUCGGGACAAGGAGCGGGACGCCUCCUAUCCGCUCCAGGACACUACCGGUUACACAGCCCGUGAGCGCGACGUGGCCCAGUGCCACCUGCACCACGAGAACCCAGCCCUGGGUCGCGAGCGUGGCGGGCGGGAGGCCGGGCCAGCGCACCCGGGCCGCGAAAAGGAAGCCGGCUAUUCCGCCGCGGUGGGCGUGGGGCCGCGGCCACAGCGGGAGCGGGGCCAGCUGAGCCGUGGCGCAUCAAGGAGCUCCAGCCCUGGCGCUGGCGGAGGCCACAGCACCAGUACCAGCACCAGUCCAGCUACAACCCUCCAGAGAAAAUCUGAUGGUGAGAAUUCCAGAACUGUCAGGUCCACAGCGUCUCAUACUCUACACCAGUAUUGCUGUCCUACUCAGGUCCUUGACUCCAUGAAGCUUACCCCCUCAGGCAGGCUGGCAGAGAGCAGUGUGGAGGGUGAUGCCCCGGGCAGUGACCUGAGCACAGCAGUUGAUAGUCCUGGGAGUCAACCCCCCUACCGACUGAGCCAGAUGCCCCCCACCAGCAGCCACAUGGGGGGCCCCCCUGCUGGGGUGGGCCUUCCCUGGUCUCAGCGGGCACGCCUCCAGCCAGCCAGUGUGGCCCUGAGGAAGCAGGAGGAGGAGGAGAUAAAGCGCUCCAAGGCCCUAUCGGACAGCUAUGAACUCUCCACAGACCUGCAGGACAAGAAGGUGGAAAUGCUGGAGAGGAAGUAUGGGGGCUCCUUCCUGAGCCGCAGGGCUGCCAGGACCAUCCAGACGGCCUUCCGCCAAUACCGCAUGAACAAGAACUUUGAGCGGCUACGCAGCUCAGCUUCAGAGAGCCGCAUGUCCCGCCGCAUCAUCCUGUCCAACAUGCGGAUGCAGUUCUCCUUUGAGGAGUAUGAGAAGGCACAGAACCCAGCGUACUUCGAGGGCAAGCCUGCCUCGCUGGACGAGGGUGCCAUGGCUGGUGCCCGGAGCCACCGUCUUGAACGGGGGCUCCCCUAUGGAGGCUCUUGUGGUGGGGGCAUUGAUGGUGGUGGAAGCUCUGUCACCACAUCUGGAGAGUUUUCUAAUGACAUCACAGAGCUCGAGGACUCCUUCUCCAAACAGGUAAAAUCUCUGGCUGAAUCCAUCGAUGAAGCCCUGAACUGCCACCCAUCAGGGCCUAUGUCAGAAGAGCCAGGGUCAGCCCAACUGGAGAAGCGGGAGUCAAAGGAACAGCAAGAGGACAGCUCAGCCACGUCCUUCAGUGACCUUCCCCUCUACCUGGAUGACCCAGUUCCCCCACCAUCCCCUGAGCGACUGCCCAGCACAGAGCCCCCACCCCAGGGCCGGCCUGAGUUCUGGGCACCAGCCCCCCUCCCUCCAGUUCCUCCACCAGUGCCACCAGGGACCCGGGAAGAUGGUAGCCGUGAGGAAGGCACUCGCAGAGGUCCAGGGUGCUUGGAGUGCCGGGAUUUCCGGCUGCGGGCUGCCCACCUUCCCUUGCUUACCAUUGAGCCUCCUAGUGACAGCUCUGUGGACCUGAGUGACCGCUCAGAUCGUGGCUCUGUCCACCGCCAGCUGGUAUAUGAGGCUGAUGGCUGCAGCCCCCAUGGGACCCUGAAGCACAAGGGGCCACCGGGCAGGGCCCCAAUCCCGCACCGCCACUACCCAGCCCCUGAGGGCCCAGCCCCAGCCCCACCAGGGCCCUUGCCACCAGCCCCAAACAGUGGCACUGGGCCCAGUGGUGUGGCUGGGGGUCGGAGGUUGGGGAAAUGCGAGGCAGCAGGCGAGAACUCUGAUGGUGGAGAUAAUGAGAGCCUUGAGAGCUCCAGCAAUUCCAAUGAGACCAUCAACUGCAGCUCUGGCUCCUCUUCUCGAGACAGUCUGAGGGAACCUCCGGCCACUGGUCUGUGCAAGCAGACUUACCAGCGGGAGACAAGGCACAGCUGGGACUCGCCAGCCUUCAACAACGACGUGGUACAGAGGCGGCAUUACAGAAUUGGCCUCAACCUUUUCAAUAAGAAGCCAGAGAAAGGUAUCCAGUAUUUAAUCGAGCGGGGCUUCCUGUCAGACACACCAGUGGGAGUGGCUCACUUCAUCCUGGAGCGGAAAGGCCUGAGUCGGCAGAUGAUAGGGGAAUUCCUAGGGAACCGGCAGAAGCAGUUCAACAGAGACGUGUUGGACUGUGUUGUGGAUGAGAUGGAUUUUUCUUCCAUGGAUCUGGAUGACGCGCUCCGGAAGUUCCAAUCCCAUAUCCGGGUUCAGGGUGAGGCCCAGAAAGUGGAGCGACUCAUCGAAGCUUUUAGCCAGAGGUACUGUGUCUGUAACCCAGCCCUCGUGCGCCAGUUCCGGAACCCAGACACCAUCUUCAUCCUUGCUUUUGCCAUCAUCCUCCUCAAUACCGACAUGUACAGUCCUAGCGUCAAGGCUGAGCGGAAGAUGAAACUAGAUGACUUCAUCAAGAACCUGAGAGGGGUUGACAAUGGUGAAGACAUCCCCCGAGACCUCCUGGUGGGCAUCUACCAGCGCAUCCAGGGACGCGAACUACGAACCAAUGAUGACCAUGUGUCCCAGGUGCAGGCCGUGGAGCGCAUGAUUGUUGGCAAGAAACCGGUCCUGUCUCUUCCUCACCGUCGACUGGUUUGCUGCUGCCAGCUCUACGAGGUGCCAGAUCCAAACCGCCCCCAGAGGCUAGGGCUGCAUCAGCGGGAGGUCUUCCUCUUCAAUGAUCUCCUAGUGGUCACCAAAAUUUUCCAGAAGAAGAAGAUCUUGGUGACAUACAGCUUCCGUCAGUCCUUUCCCCUGGUGGAAAUGCACAUGCAGCUCUUCCAGAAUUCAUAUUACCAGUUUGGAAUCAAGUUGCUGUCUGCAGUACCUGGUGGGGAGCGAAAAGUCCUUAUCAUCUUCAAUGCCCCUAGCCUCCAAGACCGACUGCGCUUCACAUCUGACCUGCGGGAGUCCAUCGCUGAGGUGCAGGAGAUGGAGAAGUACCGUGUGGAGUCGGAGCUGGAGAAGCAGAAAGGUAUGAUGCGGCCUAACGCCUCACAGCCUGGAGGGGCCAAGGACUCGGUGAAUGGGACGCUGGCCCGCAGUAGCCUAGAGGACACUUAUGGGGCAGGCGAUGGGCUCAAACGGGGCGCACUCAGCAGUUCUCUGCGAGACCUCUCUGAUGCAGGGAAGCGGGGGCGGCGUAACAGCGUGGGAUCGCUGGACAGCACCAUCGAAGGGUCUGUUAUUAGCAGUCCACGCCCUCACCAGAGGAUGCCACCUCCGCCCCCACCCCCGCCGCCAGAGGAGUACAAGAGCCAGAGGCCAGUCUCCAACUCCUCAUCCUUCCUGGGCUCCCUAUUUGGAAGCAAGCGGGGCAAGGGGCCCUUCCAGAUGCCACCACCGCCAACAGGCCAGGCCUCUGCCUCCUCUUCAUCUGCUUCCUCUACCCACCACCAUCACCACCACCACCACCAUGGUCACAGCCACGGUGGCCUGGGGGUGCUGCCUGAUGGGCAAUCCAAGCUCCAAGCCCUGCAUGCCCAAUAUUGCCAAGGACCAGGUCCUGCCCCACCACCCUACCUCCCACCCCAGCAGCCCCCUCUGCCCCCACCUCCACAGCAGCCCCCACCCCUGCCCCAACUGGGCUCCAUUCCACCACCACCCGCCUCAGCCCCACCUGUGGGGCCACAUCGCCACUUCCAUGCUCAUGGCCCUGUCCCAGGGCCUCAGCACUAUACCUUGGGCCGGCCAGGCAGAGCUCCCAGACGAGGGGCUGGAGGACACCCUCAAUUUGCUCCACAUGGCCGCCACCCCCUGCACCAGCCCACAUCCCCAUUGCCCCUGUACAGUCCUGCCCCCCAGCACCCUCCUGCCCACAAACAGGGCCCCAAACACUUCAUCUUCAGUCACCACCCACAGAUGAUGCCAGCAGCAGGCGCAGCCGGAGGCCCUGGAUCCCGGCCACCCGGGGGCUCCUACUCCCACCCCCACCACCCCCAGUCACCCUUGUCACCACACUCACCCAUCCCACCCCACCCCUCCUACCCGCCUCUCCCUCCACCCUCACCACACACCCCGCACUCACCUCUGCCUCCCACCUCCCCUCAUGGCCCGCUGCACGCCUCUGGGCCCCCUGGCACUGCCAACCCACCCAGUGCAAACCCCAAGGCCAAGCCAAGCCGGAUCAGCACCGUGGUCUGAUGAAUGGAGCAAGUGAGCUAGGAAACAGGAAGGUCUGGGGGAAUUCACAGGAGAGGGACCUUGCCCUUCUCUCCCUCCCCAGUUUUUUUCAAAAUAUAUAUACACAUAGCAA